AUGGGUAGUUCAUUUGCAUUUUUUGUGCUUGUUUUGGUCACUAUGCAUGCAAGUCAUGCACGUACUGUGCCUGGCGAUGUUGGCCUUGUUACCCAGCAAACCAUGAUGUCUGAUAGCGCGAAGGAGCAAAUGUUGGAAGCCAAUGCACCAAAGGCAGGUUCACCAAAGGGUAAUGCUAUUGAUGACAAGAAGAAUUUUAUUUAUGGUGGUGUUGGUGGUUUUGCGGGGAUGGGUGGCUAUGCAGGCAUGGUUGGCGGUCUGCCUUUGGUUGGUGGCCUUGGAGGGAUCGGGAAAUAUGGUGGAAUUGGUGGUGCCGCGGGAAUAGGCGGUUAUCAUGGCAUUGGUGGUCUCGGCGGUUUAGGUGGGGCCGGAGGUUUAGAUGGACCAGGAGGUUUAGGCGGUGGAGCAGGUAAUGGUGGUGGUGCAGGUGAUGCUGGCGGAGGUGCAACUGGUGGUGGCAUUUUGCCACCUCCUUAA
Molecule: messenger RNA, 477 nt
Organism: Gossypium arboreum
Lineage: Eukaryota; Viridiplantae; Streptophyta; Magnoliopsida; Malvales; Malvaceae
Product: glycine-rich protein 23-like
Exons: 1
Coding region: 1-477 (158 amino acids)
Source: RefSeq, a predicted model, not a curated record